UGACGAUCAAUUACUCAACAAUCAACAACCAGCAUUUGCUCAAAACUAUUCGCUUAACACAAAUCAAUAAAAUGGCUUUCAAAUUCAUUACAUUCUGCGCUCUUUUGGCUGCUGCUAAUGCUGGUUAUGUAUCACCAGUAACUUAUGCUGCUACUGCUCCCGUUGUGAAAUAUGUCAAUCCUGCUGUAGAUGCUGUAGCUACUACUCAACAAAAUGUAGUGCGUUCUUUUGGUGGCACUGUGUCUUCUUACUCUAAAUCGGUGGAUACUCCUUACUCCAGUGUUCGUAAAGUUGAUACUCGUAUCAAUAAUAAUGUCUAUACUCCAGCUGUCGCCAAGACUGUUACCUAUGCUGCUCCCACUGUAACUUAUGCCGCUCCUGCUGUUACAAAAACUAUUUAUGCUGCCCAUGCUACACCUGUAGUAGCCAAAACGGUGACCUACUCUGCUCCCACAGUUUACACCCAUGCUGCUCCUGCUGUUACUAAAACCGUCUACUCCCACGAAUCUCCUUUGGUAUACGCUAAGCCAGCAUUGGCUAAAACUGUUACCUAUGCUGCUCCUACUGCUACUACCUCAUACAAUCAUGGACCUGCUGCUACCACUUACACUCAUAAUGCUCCUGGAGUUUCUGGUUAUGGUACCAGCCAAACUGUUCAUUACUCACCCGCUGAAACUGUCUCGCACAUGAGUUUCGAUGGUUUCGGUACUCACUGGGGUUUUUAAGACUUUAGUUAAUAAUUAUGAAUUUUUCUUGUUGAUUGUUGAAAUAUUUUAUAUUUUUUUAAUAAUAAAGUAAAAUAUGCAAAUAAA
Messenger RNA from Lucilia sericata (common green bottle fly), 812 nucleotides. Its product is annotated as cuticle protein 76-like. The coding region runs from base 72 to 725 and encodes 217 amino acids. The record is from RefSeq and is a predicted model, not a curated record. NCBI's taxonomy places the organism in Eukaryota, Metazoa, Arthropoda, Insecta, Diptera, Calliphoridae. The transcript has a single exon.